Messenger RNA from Phycodurus eques (leafy seadragon), 3746 nucleotides. RefSeq names its product purinergic receptor P2X, ligand-gated ion channel, 1 (gene p2rx1). The record is from RefSeq and is a predicted model, not a curated record. NCBI's taxonomy places the organism in Eukaryota, Metazoa, Chordata, Actinopteri, Syngnathiformes, Syngnathidae. Gene Ontology annotation, molecular function: ATP binding; purinergic nucleotide receptor activity; extracellularly ATP-gated monoatomic cation channel activity. The transcript is spliced from 14 exons. Gene Ontology annotation, cellular component: nuclear inner membrane; plasma membrane. The coding region runs from base 145 to 1422 and encodes 425 amino acids. Gene Ontology annotation, biological process: response to ATP; monoatomic cation transmembrane transport.
CUCACGAAGCACAUCCGACUUCGCUCGUGAGAGGAGAGGAGGCAGCAGAAGACCUUGGCCACCGACUUUGGGCGAGAGACAGAGACCCCCCCCCCCCCCCGCCCCUUCCCCUGUCCCCCUCUCGGUUGGGUCAGCCACCUGAAAAUGAAGAGCCGAAUCUCCGACGCCCUCUCCGACUUCUUCUUCGAGUAUGAGACCCCGCGGCAGGUGCUGGUCAGGAACAGGAGAGUCGGGGUGGUGUGCCGCCUCAUCCAGCUGGGGGUCUUGGCCUACAUCAUCGGGUGGGUGUUCAUCUACGAGAAAGGCUACCAGUCCACAGACACCGCCGUCAGCUCCGUCUUCACUAAAAUGAAAGGCGUGGGCUACGCCGACGUGAACGGAGAGCAGAGAGUGUGGGAUGUGACCGACACCGUCUUCCCGCCGCAGGGAGAUUCAUCAUUUGUGGUGAUGACCAACUACAUUAUAACGGAAGGUCAAAAGAUGGGAACGUGUCCUGAGCUCCCAGGCAAGCACAACUGCAGCUCAGACGCCGACUGUGAAGGAGGGAGUUUCAAACGUACGGGACACGGACAUAUGACUGGCAUGUGUGAUAAUGCCACAAAGACCUGUGAGGUUGCGGCUUGGUGCCCUAUUGAGAAUGACCACAACAUACCAGACCCUCCCCUGCUGAUGUCUGCAGAGAACUACACACUGUUCAUCAAGAACUCUGUAACAUUCCCCGUAUUUGACGUGACCAGGAGUAACCUAGUGGAGGGCAUUGAUGCAACCUAUAUCAGCAAAUGUCUUCACAAUCCGAGGGAUGCUCCGCUGUGUCCCAUAUUCCGACUGGGAGACAUCGUCAAGGAGUCUGGCUUUAAUUUUGAAACCAUUGCCAAAGUGGGAGGGUCCAUUGGCAUCGUGCUGGACUGGACAUGCAACUUUGAUGUGGACGUAAAACACUGUAAACCGAUAUACCACUUCCACGGACUGUAUGGAAACCCUGCAGAGACGGACAAGGCCAGAGCAUCGGUCGGUUACAACUUUAGGUAUGCAAAACAUUAUGUGGAGGACACUGUACAGAAAAGAACCCUGCUGAAGGUGUUUGGCAUCAGGAUAGAUGUCAUUGUGCAAUCAUUGGCCAGAAAAUUUGAUAUCAUCCCAACAUUGACGGCAAUAGGCUCCGGCGUGGGCAUUUUUGGAGUGGCUACUGUGGUCUGUGACUUGGUGCUGCUGUAUUUGCUGCCCAAAAGGCAAUUUUACAAGAACAUGAAAUUCAAAUACACAGACACGCAUGGACAGCCUGACAGCGAGUCGCUCGGUUUAGUCACGAGCAGCGUCUAUUACACCGAUGAAGCGAAAGCAAGACCAGGCCAAGACACUGCUCGGUCAAAUGACCCUGAUUCAGAGGCAGGUAGCACAGAGACAGAGAUAUCCAAAAAGUGACGACAAGACGGGGAGGAAUUUCACAAAAGUGGCUGUGCUGUUUUACGUGCUGCAGUGAAACCUUCCAAAGGACACCAGAAGUCAACACACCCUCUCAAUGGACUGAAAAGGACAACGUCUCCUCAUCAGCCCAUGUAAAAACAAACAAAACCAAAAGAAUUCUGGCUGCAAAGUUGUGAAGUCAGCUCACACGAGAUCAAACACUAACUGUCAUUUGCAGUGGUAUUAACUGUAGACCAUUUAUAAGGUGCUUCUCAUGAAGCUAAAUGAGGUUGCAUUAGAAGUGCUACUACAAACAACUCAUGACUGAAUAGCAAUGAAUGCUCAAAUAUACAUCGCAGUCAGAUUCCACACCCAGCUGCGAUUGGUGAAAGUCCAUGAAUUCGAAAGCCCAUAUAGUAAAAAAAAAAAAAAAAAAAAAAAAAACGUAAAAUAAAUAAAUAAUAAAAAUAAAAAAGGCAAAAAUAAAUGCAAAAAUCAUUUGAGAAAGUAGGGAAACUAUCGUAAAACACUACUUUGCGGAAACGAAAACACUUGAGUUGAGGUUUACAGUAAAACUGGCAUAUAAAACUAAAGACAGACAGUUCAUUAUUGUUAAUUUAGACACUAAUACGUUCAACCAAAACCUAUGCUGUAAUUUCAUCUGAAAGGUCUGCUAGCUUAAUGCUAACGUAUAUUGCAAAAUGCCAUAGACAGGGUAACAGAAAAUAGAGGUUCAGGUAAUUAUAAACCCUCAAACCGCUGCUUUUUUAACACACAAUCACACGCACACACACACACACACAGAGUAGCAACACACCAAUGCCUGUUAUUGCAGCUUAGUAGGGGACCUUCUGUGCUGCUGCAUCUAUAGUGACAAUUUGAGCGACCCAAUUUGAUCAGCGCUCCGUAGCAUGUUACGGCACUGAAGGUGAAACUCAAAAUUGGGACUUGCCUGUGUAGUGUAAAAACCCAUCGUAAACGAUUGCAUAAAAAUCCCCAAUGGAGCAGAGGUGCAAAAGAUGAACAAGCGCCAUAGCCGGCGGCUCGCUGUCAUCUGUUCAGAGAGAAGUGACAGCAUCCGGGCCAGUCGGAAACCUCCACGUAGUAGGCUACGGAGCAGCAGAUGGCUCGUACUUAAAUGAUUCCCGUGCAAUAUUGAGAGAAGCGCCCCUGGGGCCGGGCCUUGGUGGGCAGUGAUAUAACAAAUAAAAAUAUAAGAGGAAAAACCGAUACCUACCUGAUACUGAUUUUUUUGGGGGGGGGGGGGGGUUGUCUGUCCCACUUCUCCAGUCAGCGGAGUGAGCGCUGACAAAUUGCAAAACAAAAACAGCUGACCACAAAAUCUCAGUCAAUAAAAGACAAGAUAAAAAGCGCAGCUUACGAACACAAAUCGUAACUUCUGGCACAAAGGAGGAUGACAGAAGAUAACCGGAAACGCGUGCCGAUUUUCCAUCCACCGUGACGUCAAAAAGAACGAUUCCUUUCGCAAAAAAUAAAUAAAAUACAGUAUCGUACAUGUAAUUGUGAAAUGAAUACCUCUCUGGUGGUGUCAAACAAAAGUGCACAUUACUAUCUUUGUCAAAGGCGAAGUUUUCAUAAAGUUACAGUAUUGGAAUUUAAUUGUUCAGACGUACCCCAUAAAGCGAGUCCGUAUGGGUGGCGGGAAGGAACAAUCCCAUAUCGGUUGUCUUGUGCGUAGUCCAAUCAAUGACCUGUCGCUGUAAUUGUCAAAGCAAGAAUUACAGCGCGUGUGAAUGCCCUGCUUGUCGCGGCGAUUCAACCCUGUGUGAACCUUCUGAGCAAAAUGGAAUUCAAGGAAACAUUGAAAACACUUUGGAUUCGUGUUUCAUUUUUAUUGUCUGUCAAAUCAAGAUGUACAAAAAAGGCAUGCAAAAAUAGCUGAGUUUACAUUCAUAUUUACAAUGUGACCGUAUGAGUGAGACGUGCUUCUGUUUACGUCCGAGCGACAUACGUACAGUGCCUAACAAACACAAUUAGACCACCACCCAACCUAGCGUUUAUGCCACAGCUAACAAAAACUAAAAACAUUCAGGUUUGUGUAACGGUUAACAAACCAGCAUGUCGAGGCUCUUUCGACGAAACGAUAUACUUCAAUUUCAGGCCUUCAUAAAUUGUCAGAUUAGGCUGUUUUAACAUUUUUAAGCACAUUUUAUUUAUCCUUGAUCGAAGUGUAAACAUAUUUCCUUGCAUUCCUUAACAAAACAUUUUAGUGGUUGACCAUUAUGCUUAAUUCGUUUCCGACUUGUCACAGCAGCCCAGUGAGCCAGAUCUAAUUUGGGUGUAAACAGUGAAUUUGGAUUCCAUCCAUCCAUUUUCUACAG